GCGUGGCUUCCAACAACUUGGCGGUAGUUUACGGAGAAGUGUCGUGAAGUUAGGUUGUAGUGUUGGUGUUUGUUGCUUCAGUGUUAUGUCGAAGUGGAAUUUUUCUGUCAGGUGCUAGUGUUGCGGCCAUUGGCGAUGCCUGUCGCUGACCUCUCGCAGUGGUAUAAAAGUAAACAAAACAAUAUCCUGUUUCGUCCUAGCGAUCAAGAUGCGGCAAUUAUGUUCUGCGGCGGUCUUCCUACAGAUGGCAGUACUUGUGGUCGGCACGCAUACUAACAACGCUACAGAACAGCCUGCACCGCCUUUCAAGUGUUUCCACCAACCACUCUCAGCUUGCAACGCGGAUGGAUGCAAAUAUUUAAAUGAUUUACAAGAUACUGCCGUGUGCUGCCAUCUCAAGCAGUUUGAAUUCAAAGAGAGAAUAGCGAUACUACAGCAGAACAAGAAUCUAACAAGACUGCAUAUCAUGGGUGUCACAGUGGAUGAGCUAAACAUGAACCUGUUCUGGUUGUCAAACCUGGAGUCUCUGGCAUUCACUGAUGGACGGGUAACGAGAGUCACGCGGCUGAACCACACCAACUUCACGAACCUCACAAACCUCAAGUGUCUCAAUCUGUCUAGCAACCACAUCAUAGAAGUUGACAGUGGCAUUGCACGGGAACUCCCAAGCCUCAUACAGCUAGACCUAUCAAACAAUAACAUGACAAACUUCUCAUUUGAGCUUACAGAAAACAGUAGCAACAGUUCUGACUCACACUUUUGGCUCGACAUAUCGAAUAACACGCACCUUUGGUGUUCCAACAUAACACAGCUCAAGUCUGGUGUGCGUGAUACAUGGAACCUUCACAUAAUGAACCUCAAUCGAACUAUGUGCAUGGUCCAGAGAGAUGAGUACUGGUUCAAAUUUCAGGAGACGAUUCUCUUUAAGCAUAUUGGAGAAGUUGAACAGGUGGAAGAAGACUGCAAGAAGACUAAUACUCCAUGUACAUGUUUACCAUACCGCUAUUUGUACACAUCUGUGUAUCAGAACCGUGACUCUCUGACUAUCAGCGUCAACUGUUCAGGGAAAAACCUUACAUCCCUUCCCGAUAUCCCACCCCACACCAUUGUUCUCAACAUCACCAACAACAAAAUUACGAACCUGAAGCGAAUCAGAACUGAUCCGAACUACCAAGAACUUCGAGAACUACAUGCAGAAAAUAACCAGAUCGUGUCACUGCAUGAAAUUGAAGCCUCUAAUUUUAUUAAGAACUUUCAGGUCCUUGAUAUUAGAGCAAACAAGUUGACUGAGAUAGAAACUUAUAUAUACAAUAAUGCCUUUGAAUUUGAUAAUAACAAGAAAGUGAAACUGGCUGGAAACAAAGUUAUGUGUGACUGUAAUACUGCUCAGCACGUCAGGAUGUGGCUUUUGAAGAAUCGAAAACAUAUUGAAGACCACAAUGAAAUCCAGUGUGAAAAUUUCAACGAUAAGGUGAUGGAUUUGGAUCAGAAUAAGGUUUGCACAUAUCCUCGUGUGUGGACGGACUAUAUCAACUACAUCAUUGCAAGUGAGGUUGUAUUACUGCUGCUCCUUGUCAGCAAAGUUUCUUAUGACUACUGGGUAUUCCGUACUGCAGGCUACCUGCCUUGGCCUGCCUCCAAGAUGCCUAAGAUGCCUUGUGACUGGGUGUUUGAAACUUGAACAAUAUCACGUGUUAAUAUUUUAUUCCAAUUAUGUUAUGUGAUCUGUGUACCAGUUAGGUUACAGCAGAUUCCAUAAAAAUGAUGCUGUAGAUCUCAGGUGUGGUUUUUUUAUUUUUCUGGUGAUAUGCAGAUAUGGACAUAUGUGUGAGUGAGCAAUGGAAUAUUUUUGAAGGUGAUUACAAAGUUGGUUAAAACGAAAUGCUGAAGUGGUGACACAGAUCUCAUUAUUCGUUCUUGUGCGGUAAGGUGUAGAAGCAAAUAUGGAAGGAAGUACCUGAUAACUUCUAAUAAAUAUAACUGGAGAGAGCUCGUUUCAGCUGUUAGAAACUGUUCAUAGGAGCAUAUAUUAGUGAUAUAUGAAUUCUUGCAUAAAUGAGAGAGAGAUAGAAGUGUUGUGUGAAUUCUUAAACAGGAGCUGUCGGAAGUGACAUUAUGAUUACUGCAUAGGAGAGGAUAGAUGUGGUGUCUGAAAUCUUGGAUAAGAGAUAUAAGAGAUGUUUGGAUUCUUGCUUAGAAGAAUUCAGAAGUGGUAUGUGAACUACAGCAUACAAGCAGAUGUAAGUGAUGUUUGAAUUCGUGUGUAAGGGUGGGCAUAAGUGGUGGAGUUCUUCAUACGGGAAUAUCUCAAUUCUUGCCUAAUAUCAAAUGCAAGAGAUGUCUGCCAUGUGUAGGAGAAAUCAAUCUUGCCUAUGGAGAAGCCAUAAGUGAUGUUUAAAUUCUUGUAUUGGAGAAGACUGAAAUGAUGUCUGAAUGUCUUACUAUCAUUAGUUUGCCAUCUGAGGUAUCAAGAUUGAAGAGUCUAUGAUAAAUCAGUCAUGACACUCUCUGUCUUGUUUUCAAAUAAGUUAUUUGAAACAUAUAAUAUGUAUAAGUAUGUAUAUAUUUUAAAAAAGUAUACAGGUGUGAUUUUUUUAUAAAUCAGAUGUGAUUAAAUGUCCAAUUUAUAAGUGACUUGUUGAAAAUAAGUAUUUUUACAAUUUAAAAUGGUGAUAUGAAUGCUAUAUGAGUUACAUUACGCAGGGUAGAAUGCAGAAUAUUGGGUGUCUUGACCAUUAAGUGGCUUAUUUUGCAAUGUUGGCUGUUAUGCCUUGUGAUAUGCUUUUUGUAUUACUUACUGUAGUAAUUUGGAUACCAUUUUCCAUAGACAGAAUGGAAUUUUAUUUAACAUGGGUAACAUGUGACAUUGCAUCUCAUAGAUGGAAAAUCGUGAUCCUGCACAUUAGUUUAGGGUUAAAAUUGAAGUUCUAUGAAGGAGAUUAUUGGAUUUUGUGUUGGAAACAGAAGACAUGAGCAGUUAUAUAUGUUCCUUAAUUUAUCGAAAAAGGUUUUUGUUUUAUCUUUGAAAGAAAUGUGUUCCUCUAUUUAUCAAGAACAAUAUUUUAUCUUUCAAGGUGUAUGUUAAUGCUAAAGGUCACUAUCCUUAAUUAGAGUUGAUUCCUAGUUUGAACAUAUUUAUAAUAAUUUUGCUGUAAUCUCCAAGUGAAUGCUCAAGUGACUAUUAUGUUCCUUUCUUUCUUUGUGGGUGGGACGUGUGUGACCAGCAUGAAGCGGAGAAAGUUGAGAACCACUGGCCUAACAGAAAGCUGAGUGAGAUAUGUUUGCUAAUAAUGAAAAGGUUAUAUUUAACGAGUCUAUUAUAGCAUCAGCUGCUUAUGUUACUGCAGUAUGUUAACAUUGUACUUACUGGCCAUGUUUACAGUUCUGUUAGUCAUUAUUGGCCAGUAGCGUUCCUCAUUUCUUCAUCACUUUUAAAUUAUCAGGCAUGUUUCAUGCAGCUUUUAUGAAUUAUAUAAAUUUUAUAAUUUUAUGAAUUAUAUAAAAUCACAUAUAAAAGAAGAUUAACUGAAAAUGUGAUUAUUCUUUUUAUGGUACUGCACUAACUUUGCCGACAAGUGGCAGUUGCUUGGUUAGAAUUUGAACAGGGGUUUAAUGUAUAUAUAUUUUCUUUACAUUAUUUGUUAAAUAUUCAUAAAAAUUACUUUAGAGUGAAGAUGUGUCAGCCAAUCCAAACUGAGCUGAAAAAGUACACUGAUUAUAUUACAUAAUUUAGCUGACUUAUGUAGUCCACAUGUUAAAAAGAAAGAUUUGAUUGUGAAGAACUAUAUUCUAUACUACUUUAUUCUUUUUGGCGUUCUGGCUUUAAUUUAUGAUUAAAUUGAUAAAUGUGAUCUAUAUUGCAGAUACAGUCAUGAAGUAUGUUUUAUGCUUUCACUUACUUAGUAAUGUGUUACAUACCUUUGUUAUUACAGAAUGUCUGACAUAGAAAAAUAAAAAUCAGAUAUUUUAUGUUAAAGAAGUUACUGAAAAAUAAAUUUUGUUAUUUAUGAAUUUUAAA
Cryptotermes secundus is the source of this 4018-nucleotide messenger RNA. It is a transcript of the gene hfw, whose product is annotated as protein halfway. The record is from RefSeq and is a predicted model, not a curated record. Gene Ontology annotation, cellular component: plasma membrane. NCBI's taxonomy places the organism in Eukaryota, Metazoa, Arthropoda, Insecta, Blattodea, Kalotermitidae. The coding region runs from base 209 to 1681 and encodes 490 amino acids. Gene Ontology annotation, molecular function: protein binding. The transcript is spliced from 9 exons.